Cetraspora pellucida is the source of this 1633-nucleotide messenger RNA. The record is from the annotation of a GenBank genome assembly. Lineage: Eukaryota; Fungi; Glomeromycota; Glomeromycetes; Diversisporales; Gigasporaceae.
AUGUCAGAAUUACCACAUGGUAAAGCAGACCAAGAAGAACGUGAACAAGCUUCCACAUCAGAAUCGUCGAUUAAAGUAGCAUCAAAUGAAGUGUCUCAAGAAUCAACUGAAAUACCAGUAAGACCUCAGGAGCCUCACGAUAAUAGUAUUAGUCAGUCAUCAUCAUCUAAAGCAAAAAGAUCUAAAGUUAUAUGUUGUGGGCCUAGUCCAAAUGGAAUCACAGUAUUCGUUGAAUUAAUUUGUUUAACAAUUACCUUGAUAUGGAUUCAUAAAUAUAAUGAAAUAAUUUUACCCAUUGAAAGUGUAUUUAUACACAGCAUACCAUACAUUGUCACUUAUGUAAUAUCAUAUUCAAUUGCGGAUAUAUUAAAUGCCAUCUUUAAUUGGUUCAUUAGUAAGAAGAUAAAAGAUACUGAUCAAUAUCAUGAUUUGAUGGUGGCAGCUGCAAAUAGUCAAGUACUUGGAUUUUUUACAAUAAUUCAAAGAAUAAUGUUAAUUUGGAAAUAUCGUAUAAAUAAGUGUUUGGCUUUUAUUAUGAUUUUUGGUCUUAUUGCUGCCUUGACUCUAUUACUCAGUAAUAUUACAUUCGCAAUAAGCACUACCCCACAAAUUCCAGGCUUAAUGCCAAUCUAUAGCAAUAGUCUUAAUAUUGAUCCUUUAACACCGUGUGGUGUUGGAGAUGCAUCAUGCCCAGCUCUGUUACAAGAUAGAUUUAGGUUUAUGUGGCUUCAGGGUGCUUCAGAUGUACUACUAAAUGGAAUUACUAAACAAUUAUCUGUGAACUGGGGAGAUGAUCCGGGAGGUGAAAGGAAAGUAAUGGUGGCAGUAGUAGAUAACGAUACCAGUAUAAACUAUAAAUUUGUAAAAGAUAAUAAGAAAUCGGUUCCAGUUUUUAGUUUUUCUACUAUAUGUAAUAUUAGCACACCUCCAAAUUUUCCAGGUUUUCGCACACCAUAUCACAAUUUAACUAUGACAGACCGAAUAAACUUAACGUUGGCUGUAGAGAUGGAUUCAUGGCUAGAGAAUCGAUGGAUUGCGGAAGUAAUUAAUCUUCAGCAAGAUGACUUAAAUGAAACAACAAUUAUGACUGUUAAUCUUGUUAAAAUAUUAUCUCUUAACUCAAAAUGUGAAGGGAUUAGUAUUAAUACUGUAAAAUCUAAAUUGUGCUAUCCAGAAAUAGCCAAAAAUAUAACCUGUUAUAUGAAUACGCAUGUUGAGAACGUUGAAUCUGUAUCAGCCGGGUGUAAAGAUGACUGUCCUGUAAUUGGAUUUAGAUUUACUAAUUCAGCUAGAGUUAAUUAUUCAAGUCCAAAGCCUGUAUAUGGCGAUUAUAUGCAUAAAUCACUUGCUAUAUAUGGUGGCAAUAUAUUAAUACCUCAGUGUAUAGAUAAUCUAGUUGGGUGUGUGAAUUACAAUGAAAAUAACGUAAGUCAGGUGAAGGAUAGAUUUGUAGAAUUGAUGUAUGGAAUUACUGCUUCUGGAGUCAUGGCCAGACGAAGUUUGUUAUCAAAUAAUGGGACAAUAGUAAAUGUUCAAUCUGUAGUUAAAGGAAAAGCAGGUGUUAUAUUAAAAUUUGAAGAAGGUUAUUAUUAUACAGUUGUCGGACUUGUUGUACUAUGCAUUGUUGCAUAUG